Messenger RNA from Durusdinium trenchii, 2673 nucleotides. The record is from the annotation of a GenBank genome assembly. Lineage: Eukaryota; Dinophyceae; Suessiales; Symbiodiniaceae.
AUGAAUGGGCUCGGGGGCACAGGUGCCCAGCAGUCGAAGGACUGUUCCUUCGCUGCUGGAUCUGUGGCUGGCGCACCAUUGCGCGUGAGUUGGUUUCUGGUGAUCCUUUUUCUCUCCCAACUUGUGGACGCUAUCAACGAGCAUCAGCUGCCGUUGUGGGUCCGCAUCACCCAAGUCACGGUCAAUGAGCUCCUCCUCCUUUUCACAGUGCUGUGCCAUGAGAUGGGCCAUGGAACCAUGGCGCGCCGGUGUGGCGGCACCAUUGCGGAGGUGUUGCUGUGGCCCUUCGGUGGCAUUUGCUUUACAACCCGUGGCCCAACACAAGAUCCAAAACAAAGCCUCACCAAUGAGCUGUACAUCGUGGCCGCAGCCGGACUGCCCAGAACAGACGCCGUACCCGACCCUGCGGCCGAAUUGAUGCUGGGAGAAGAAGAGCUGAUUUGCACUGGCUGUGGAGCCUUGGCGAUUGAAGAUUGUGAAUGCCUGAAAGUGACAGAUGUGUGCUGGGUCGUUUACAUCACUCGCCUUGAGGGGCAUCUGCUCGUGGCCGUUCCAUUCACUGCAUGGCAUCGUCUGAGGGCCAAUCGUGCUCUCCCACCGAAUACACUCUCGAAAGUGACAGCUGCAGUGGAGGACACGGACGACUACAUCGAGAAGCGCAAGAAGCCAAAGAGGGAAGACGGCGAUCUCUCCGAGGAGCAGCCGUCUCCGAAGCGGAAGGCGAAAGCGAAGCCUCGCCGGUUCGGGGACAACGCUGCAACCCCGGAGGCGUUCCGGGGAGGGCGUCCAGACACAUCAUCUCUGGCAAGGAAACGCCUGAUUUGUCUUCAGGUGGUGCUUCUGGGCUGGUUUGUCUUGGGCUCUCCUAGUGUGGCUCCCAGAAUUUUGAAGUUGGGGGCUCGCCUGUCAGCAAAGCAAUGGAGCAUUGUUCACAAUUUGCAGCAUUUGGCCUUUGACAGUAAUUUUCCCAUUAACAUUGAUGCAGACCUCGUGGGCCGGGGCGCCAGCAAGCUUGAGACGUUUGAAGAUUCCCUCAAUGCGUUGCGCUAUGAAAGCUCUUCUUUGACAGCUGGUGCACCUAUUGGCAAAGUAAGCAAAGUGUGUGUGAGUCCAGCCAAGGCCAUCGAGCCUGACAGGUUGGAGUUUCCUUCACCCCCUGCUUUUGACCCGUUGCCGUUCUUGGACCCUCAAACUGCUCAAGUCUAUGAACGACCUCUAGCUGUGGGCAAGACGUGGGCUGACAUCCAUGAGCGGCCGCCUGCGGUGCAUAUUCGUGCCACCAGGCAAAACAAGCUGGACCUGCUCAAGAAGCUCUGUGACUCCGGACGGCUCAAGCCCGUGCACAGGGACAAUGUCAGAAGUUCCUUUUUGUCUGGCCUUUUUGCGGCGCCCAAGAAUCUCACCCGUGACAGAUUGAUUUUAGAUGCUCGCCCUGCUAACAUGGCUGACAAAGCUUUGCAGAAGUGGUGCAAGUCUAUGGCUUCAGCAGCUAUCCUUUCAGACAUAGUCCUGGAGGACGACGAGAUUCUGAUUGCUUCUGGAGAGGACUUGCGAGAUUUCUUUUAUCAAUUCCACGUGGGAGAAGAGCGCGCCAGGCGAAAUGCCUUCGCAGAUCCCUUGACGUUGGACGAAGCGGCUUAUGUCUUUGGCACGGCUCCUGCCGGCUGGCCUGAGCCCAUUUACUGUGGGCUUUGCGCCUUGGCUAAGGGCGACCAAAACGCUUGCGAGUUUGCUCAGUGUGCACACCUGGCUUUGAUGCUGCGGGCGGGCGUUGUUGAGCCUCAUGAGAUGUUGAGCACGCAAGGCGACGUACCCAGAGGGCUCAUGUCGGUUGGAGUGAUCAUUGAUGAUCUGGUGCUUCUUGAGAAGAUGCUUUGCAAAGAUUUCCCGGGUGUCGAAUCCGGGCUGAGGCGGACCCUUUCAGAUGAGAGACUUGACAAAGCUCUGCAAGCAUAUGCUGGAUGCAAGCUGGAGGUCAACCUCAAGAAGGAGUUCAGGAACCAAACAGACGCCAGAUUUUGGGGCAUUGAGCUUGACGGCAAAAAGGGGUUAGUGCGAGGAUCGUCGCUGAGAAUGUGGCCUUUGGUGGUUAUCACGGCAAGGGUCGCCAUGCUAGGACUUUGCACUGUAAGCCUCCUCGAAGCUUUAGCGGGGUCCUGGGUUGCAUUGUUGUCAGUGCGGAGAAGAUUGAUGAGCGUGAUGAACAGCAUUAUUGAAGGUGUUGCAAUUACAGAUCAAACCACAGUGUUGAGGCUUUCAGACGUCAUCAUCGAUGAACUUUGGUGUUUGGUUUUGUUAGGAUCUCUAGCUGUGAGCAACCUUCGUGCGCAACACACCCCCUUCAUCACUGCAACUGAUGCAUCCACCGGGUGGCUUGCGUGGCGGCGAGCGAAUGGGAGUUUGGCGCCGGAGGAUGAGCUUCCUGCUGAGAGUUUUGAUGCUAGGCGGUGCUUUGAGCAGUUUCCGGCACCUCAUUUUGUGCUGCCAGAGAUGGGUGCCGACCCACUGCCGCAGAUCACCUGCAGCUGCGGGCGGCAGCGCGAACGGGCGUCGAAGGCGCCAGAGCGGCUGCUGCCCUGCGAUUGCGGAGCCGAGGCCUGUGAUGCCAGCGAGGCGGAGGGGCCCCAAACAGGGAUGCAGCGGACAAAACGGAUGGAUCAGGGAACCUUAUGA